This is a messenger RNA of Paraphaeosphaeria sporulosa, 2009 nucleotides long. Its product is annotated as AMPKBI-domain-containing protein. Lineage: Eukaryota; Fungi; Ascomycota; Dothideomycetes; Pleosporales; Didymosphaeriaceae. Gene Ontology annotation, cellular component: nucleotide-activated protein kinase complex; cytoplasm; nucleus. Bases 227 to 1831 code for a protein of 534 amino acids. The transcript is spliced from 3 exons. Gene Ontology annotation, molecular function: protein kinase binding. Gene Ontology annotation, biological process: signal transduction. The record is from RefSeq and is a predicted model, not a curated record.
GGCGUCGCGGGCCUGGAGCCUCCAAGGGUACCGGCGGAGCUCAACGCCAGGGGAGCUACUGUGGGAGCCCCGCGAUAGAGGUCAUGGCCUGUGCGCCGUGCAGAUCGAUCGUGUGCAGGCUGCAUUGGCAGGCGAGCGCCUGUUCCUGUGUGCGCUCGAGACAGUCUUCUGCCUUCUGGAUGGAACGCGCCACAGUCGCAGCCGCCUCUUCUCGCACGCUCUCGCCAUGGGCAACCAACCGUCGCGCACCCCCACGCCAGGAGGGAGCUCGAGUCACCCGCAGAGCCCGGUCGCCAGCGUGACGUCUCCCACGUCACAUGGGCCCUAUCAUGACCGCGAGCGCGCCCAGCAGCACAACCCGAAGCGCAGAGAGUCGAUCCAGGCGCUCAGCACCGUCUUCGAGCGCAAGGCAAGCGUCGCCCCGCCCUCGGCCUCGCUCGAAAGCGCUGCUGCCCUCACCGCGCCUGCCCGGCCUCGGAGCCGUUCGCAGACCGUCUCGGCUGCCACCACCACCGCCCACGUCACGAACACGCUGCGCGCCGCCCAGGACACGUUCAAGGCGGCCUCCAACGAGAAGAUGGGCAACGACCAGAGCCGCCCCCGCGGCCACCAUCCGCGCGACCUGACCCCGCCCAAGCCGAAGCCCACGCCCGCGCCCGCGCCCGCGCCCGUCGACGAGAAACCCAUGCCUUCGCCGAAAACCGCGCCCAUGCCGCUGCCCAUACCGCGCGACCAGCCGCACUCGCAUGGCAGCAGCAGGUUUGAGCCCACCUCCGCCGCCUCACUCGAGCCCGCCGACGCCUCGCAGGAGGCUUUCGUUGUCCCCUCGUCGCACUACAGCCGCCCGCCGCGCCUGCCGCUGCCCAUCGAAGAGGAGCCAGUCGGCCCGGGCUCGCCCAUUAUCUCGCCCGCAGACCCCACGAGCCUCAUAAACCAUGACGAGGUUGAGGGCGCCCUGCCGCGCCGGUCCUCCAUGCUGAGCGACCGGACUGCAGACGCAGACGACGAUGACCUGGCCGACGAGUUCAAGGGCCCGCAGGGCCAGGUGACGGUGCCGACGCUUAUUGAAUGGGACGGACCUGGUGAGCGAGUUUUUGUAACUGGAACUUUUGCAGGCUGGGAGCGGAAGUUUAAACUGCAUCCAGAUGGCCCCAGCAAGAAGAAAGAUGUCCUUUCUGCCUAUGUACAUAUCACACCCGGCACUCACCAUCUCAUGUUCAUCGUCGACAACGACAUGCGGACGUCCGACAAGAUGCCGACGGCGGUGGAUUACACAAACAUCCUUGUCAAUUAUAUUGAAGUGUCGUACGACGAUAUUCCGAAGCCGGAAGCCGACACCAAGGACGAAUCGAAGAAGUCAGAAUCCGCUCCCGUUCCCGUCCAAGAUCAACAAGCGCCCGCCGGUAUCUAUCCUCCGCAGGUACUACCAGCCACGCCCGAACAUGAGCCAGUCAAGAAGCCCUUGCCUGAACCUAAGCCAAAAGUGCCAGCUCCAGCGCCUAAACAGUACCACCAAAGCAUACCGCGCUACCUGCUCGAUUUAGAUGCCCCCGAAGACUCGCGGCGCUUCGCACGUGCAAAUGCUGCCGGCGGCGCAUUGCCGGCUCCUCCCACGCUUCCAAUGUUUCUUAGCAAGAGUAUCUUGAACGGGACGACGCCGAUGAAGGACGAUAGCAGUGUGUUGAUUAUGCCUAAUCACACGGUAUUGAAUCACCUGGCAACGAGCAGUAUCAAGGAUAACAUCCUUGCUACGAGUGCGACGACCAGGUACAAGCAGAAGUUCCUUACUACUAUCAUGUACAAACCACGGGGCGAGGACUCAGACUACUGAUCUGCUUCCCAAAAGGCAUCAACCAAGUACUGGCUCUUCACAUCAUCCAGGAACAGGAGGUCGGGCCGUAUUACAGGACGGUAAUCUCGCGUGGUCACGCACAGUGCAUGCGACGACGAAUGAACGACGCAAUGACAUGACGGGCAGGACAUGGUCUCCGGGACCGAGACCCAAGGCU